This is a messenger RNA of Mus pahari (shrew mouse), 2877 nucleotides long. It is a transcript of the gene Il12rb1, whose product is annotated as interleukin 12 receptor subunit beta 1. Gene Ontology annotation, molecular function: protein binding. Lineage: Eukaryota; Metazoa; Chordata; Mammalia; Rodentia; Muridae. The transcript is spliced from 16 exons. Bases 99 to 2315 code for a protein of 738 amino acids. The record is from RefSeq and is a predicted model, not a curated record.
ACUUUCUUUCUCUCUCAGUGCCAGUGUGUUUCUGAGUGCUGACAAGGUGGCUGGGCCCCUUCAGCCCUGCAGAUGUUCCUGGGGCCUCACCGCUCCUCAUGGACACGAUGGGGCUGCCAGGGACCAGCAAGCACAUCACCUUCCUCCUGCUUUGCCAGCUAGGCGCCUCCGGCCCAGGUGACAGCUGCUGCGCUGAGAAGACAUUGUUCCCAGAGGGAGCCUCAGGCUCGCCCUUAGGACCCAGGAACUUGAGUUGCUACAGGGUUUCCAGGACAGACUAUGAGUGCUCCUGGCAGUAUGAUGGUCCUGAGGAUGAUGUGUCUCAUGUCCUGUGGUGCUGCUUUGUCCCUCCGAACCACACCCACGCCGGCUUCAGCCCGGAGUGCUGCCGCCGCUUCCCCUCAGGCUCGGCCCGCACUGUGCAGUUCUGGGAACAGGACGGUAUCCCUGUGCUGGCCAGGGUCAACUUCUGGGUGGAGUCUCGGCUUGGGAACCGAACCGUGAAGUCCCAGGAGAUAUCCCAGUACCUGUACAACUGGACCAAGACCACCCCUCCCCUGGGACACAUCAGAGUGUCACGAUCACACGGGCAGUUGCGUAUGGACUGGAAUGUGUCUGAAGAAGCUGGUACUGAGGUACAGUUCAGGCGCCGGAUGCCCACAACGAAUUGGACCUUGGGUGACUGCGGACCUCAGGUUAACUCUGGCUCAGGUGUGCUUGGGGACAUUCGUGGAAGCAGGUCUGAGUCCUGCCUCUGCCCUUCUGAGGACAUGGCCCAGGAGAUCCAGAUACGGAGGAGGAGGCAGCUCUCCUCCAGAGCCCCUGGAGGUCCCUGGAGUGAUUGGAGCGUGCCCGUGUGUGUUCCACCUGAAGUCCUUCCCCAGGCCAAGAUUAAGUUCUUGGUGGAGCCCCUGAACCAAGGUGGAAGGAGGCGUCUGACCAUGCAGGGACAGUUGCCACAGCUGGCUGUCCCGGAAGGCUGCCGAGACAGGCCUGGUGCGAAGGUGAAGAAGCACUUGGUGCUGGUGCGCAUGCUGUCCUGCAGGUGCCAGGCUCAGACCUCGAAGACCGUGCCCCUGGGCAAGAAACUGAACCUCUCCGGGGCCGCCUAUGACCUGGAUGUGCUCGUCGAAACUCGUUUCGGUCGCAGCACCAUCCAGAAGUGGCCCCUUCCUGCCCAAGAGCUCGCAGAGACAAGAACCCUGAAUGUGAGCGUGGGAGGCAACAUGACAACUAUGCAGUGGGCAGCCCAGGCUCCCGGCACCACCUACUGCCUUGAGUGGCAGCCAUGGGGCCAGCACAGGAACCACACGCACUGUACCCUGAUUGCACCAGAAGAAGAGGACCCUGCCAAGAUGGUGACACACAGCUGGAGCUCCGAGCCUACCCUGGAGCAGGAGGAAUGUUACCGCAUCACUGUGUUCGCCUCCAAGAACCCCAAGAAUCCCGUGCUGUGGGCCACAGUCCUGUCCAGUUACUACUUUGGCGGUAACGCCUCGAGAGCCGGUACUCCACGCCACGUGUCUGUGAGGAACCAAACCGGGGACUCGGUGUCCGUGGAGUGGACGGCAUCACAGCUGAGCACCUGCCCGGGGGUCCUGAUGCAAUACGUCGUGCGCUGCGAGGCUGAAGACGGCGCGUGGGAGUCAGAGUGGCUCGUGCCACCCACGAAAACCCAAGUGACACUUGACGGGCUGCGCAGCCGCGUGGUGUACAAGGUUCAGGUGCGAGCUGACACUGCAAGGCUCACGGGUGUCUGGAGCCAUCCCCAGCGCUUUAGCUUUGAGGUGCAGAUUUCCCGUUUAUCCAUCAUUCUCGCGUCUCUGGGAAGCUUCGCCAGCGUCCUCCUCAUGGGCAGCCUCGGAUACAUUGGCUUAAACAGGGCCGCCUGGCACUUGUGCCCACCCCUGCCUACACCCUGUGGCAGCACUGCCGUGGAGUUCCCUGGCAGCCAGGGCAAGCAGGCUUGGCAGUGGUGCAACCCUGAGGACUUCCCGGAGGUGUUGAACCCGCGAGACGCGCUGGUGGUGGAGAUGCCCGGAGACGGAGGCGACGGGACAGAGUCGCCCCAGGCCGACCCUGAGCGCGCCCUGGACACAAGGCGGCCCUUGGAGACUCAGAGGCAGGUGCAGGGACUGUCAGAGUCCAGGCGCCUGGGCCUGGUUAGGGAGGACUGGCCCCGUGGUGACCUGGCCCACGUGACACUCCCGCUGCUCCUGGGAGGUGUGACCCAGGGAGCCUCUGUACUUGACGAUCUUUGGAGGACCCCUAAGACUGCGGAGCCGGGACCGCCCACUUUGGGGCAAGAGGCCUGACUGUUGCAUCUCCAGCCCGCUCCCUCCUCAGGAGCCCCUAAACUGCAACAGCUGGUCAUAAUGACUGUCCUGUUUUAUAGAUGUGGUUCUUGAGGCCCAGAGAAGGUGACUGUCUUGCCUGAGGUCACACAGCGUUCGUAGGACGCAGACUCAGGCCUUUCUCCCCGUGCUGUAGCACCCCUCUCUUCUCCCACCCACUCCCUCCAGCGCCUAUAGCCACACCGCCUGUGAGGGGAACACAGGAACCUCCAAGAAGGGGAAAGUGCCUCAUGCAGCCCCGCUUGGUAUCCUCAGGGCAAGGCUGGACCCUAUCACUGGUCUGUUUAUUUGGGGGGGUCGUGGUCUGAGGGGACAUAGUUAGUCACAAGCUCAGUUUGCCUCCAGAGUCCUUGGUUGGGGUCCAAUCCCAGGAGUACUAGACAGAAUGACUCUAGAGCGUCAUUAGGUCACCUAAAAAGCAGGGCCUAGACAUCCACGGGAAGUUUAUACGUCUGGACUCAGUUUCCCUAUUGGAGUAUUGGGCACUUAAUAAAUGGGCCUUCCCAGAGACUGAGAAACUAAA